AUGGGAUAGUCGACGAGUUCAUGAAGUUUGGGGGGAAGGGGAUGAUCCAGCUGAUGGUACUGCUGUACAAUUGGGUGUGGAAAAACGAGUAUACGCCAAGUAGAUGGAGGGAAGGAGUGGCUGUGAACUUGUUUAAGAAAGGAGACAAGACUGACCCAGGAAACUACAGGGGGAUCACACUGUUGAACACAGUAGGAAAAGUGUUCUGUAAGCUGCUGAACGAUAGGAUAGUGGGAGUAUUGGAGAAGGAACAUAGCAUUAGUGAGGGCCAGGCAGGUUUCCGCAAGAAGAGGGGGUGCGUAGACCACGUGUUCACGGUAGGGAGAAUCAUCCAAGGUAGAAAGAGGGCGGGAAAGCCGACGUACUGCUUCUUCCUGGACGUAAGAAAGGCAUACAAUACCGUAUGGAGAAAUGGGUUGUGGAAACAACUGUCCAAAUACGGGAUCAAGGGGAAAAUGUGGAGAGUGCUGAAGAAGAUGACAGAGUGUACGAAAAGCGCGGUCAUGCUAGACGGAGAACUGUCAAAAUUCUUCGACAUUGAGCAGGGGGUCCCACAAGGUUGCACGCUGUCCCCAACAUUGUUCCAGGUGUUCAUCAACGAUCUGUUGGAAGUCGUAGAGGCAGUCCGGAAGGGAGUAAAAGUAGGGGACACGGAAACGUCGGUUUCAGGAAUGCUGUUUGCGGAUGAUUUUGUCAGUGUGUCGGACACCCCUGAGGAACUGCAAAUGCAAAUUGACGCGGCGAAGAAGUUUACUGAUAAGUGGAGAUUGUCUGCCAACGUUAAGAAGAGUGCCGUCAUGGUAUGCAACGAGAACAAGGAGGAACCAGUAGAACAUAGAUGGAAGUGGGGGAUCGAGGAGAUUGCAGUAGUGGACCAGUACACAUACCUCGGAGUAGAGAUCGCAAAAGACUGCUCGUGGAAUGCACACAUGUCCAAGGUAGCGGAAAAGGGCAAAGCACGAGCAGGGAAGCUGCACCCAAUACUCGCAAACCGGCCCCUGGAUACACGCAUCAAUUUGAAGGUAUUGAAGAGCGUAAUCAUACCGCCGCUAGAGUACGCCAGAGAAGUAUGGGAAGGAAAUAAGAAGGUAGUGAAAGAACUCGAGGCGGCGCAGAUGAAAGCAGCGAAAACCAUCCUAGGAUGCUCCAGGCGCACAAGUAAUGCAGCCGUGAGGGCAGAAUUGGGGAUCCAAUCCCUACGGUCGGGAAGAGACGCGAGGAAGCUGACCUGGCAGUAUCGCAUGUGCGGGAUGGGAGAGGAGAGGUUGCCGAGAAUUGUAUGGGAGGCGAAGUGGGCAAACAAAAAGAGGGGUAGACAACCCACGGAAUGGGUCAAGGUUGUAGAGGACGUAUGGAAGGGGCUCGACAUCGACGAAGAUGAAACACUGGGAACGGAGGGUCUAAAGG
Molecule: messenger RNA, 1407 nt
Organism: Ectocarpus sp. CCAP 1310/34
Lineage: Eukaryota; Phaeophyceae; Ectocarpales; Ectocarpaceae
Source: the annotation of a GenBank genome assembly